UUCGAAUCGGCAUAGCGUAUUACAUUACAGUAGCCAUAAGCUUCCUCUUCACAGAUUCACUCAUCUCAUCAUUUUUAUUCGAUAUCUCAUUAAUUCUACUCAUCAUCAUCCUUCUUUCAAAAACCCUAAAAAAUGUCGGGCGGGUUUUUCCGGGGGACUUCUGCUGACCAAGACACUCGGUUUUCGAACAAGCAUGCCAAGCUAUUGAAAUCGCAGAAAUUUGCUGCUGAAUUAGAGCAUCUGGUGGAUACGAGGAAAGUGAAGAUGGAUGUAAUUAGACCAUGGAUUGCGAGUCGGGUGACCGAGCUUCUCGGAUUUGAAGACGAAGUUCUUAUCAACUUUAUUUAUGGUCUUCUCGAAGCUAAGGAAGUGAAUGGGAAGGAGAUUCAAAUACAACUUACAGGAUUUAUGGAGAAAAACACUGUAAGGUUUAUGAGAGAGCUUUGGUCACAUCUUCUCAGCGCACAGAAGAAUGAAAGUGGUGUUCCUCAGAAAUUCUUGGAUGACAAAGAAGAGGAAACUCGGAAGAAGCAGGCAGAGAUGGAUAGGAUAACAAAUGAAAUUCAGAAGAAGAAAGAGAAAGAGAGCAAAGAACUGGAAUUAGAGAGAUCAAAGAAGAUGGACGGUGGGGCUGAAACAAAGGCUAAUGUUGCUGAUAUGGAACUAGACUCGAAGAAUUUGCUUAAGGGUUCAAGGGGUGAUUCUGACGAUGGAAAAGCAAUGAACAAUAGGAAUGGCAUAAGAGGAAGAGUCAGAGGCUCACCUCGGAACAGGAGGUCAUCUUCAAAUUCUAGAAGUCAUUCAGGACACAGGUCAAGGAGUUUGUCCAGAUCACCAAAAGCACGUCGUCGAUCCAUUUCUUCUGAAGGAGAUUACGGCUCUCCAAGAAAAAGGUCAAUUUCACCUCGUCGAAGGUAUAUUUCUCGAGGAUCUCGUUCUCCUGCAAGGAGGAUAUCAUUGUACUCUAGGCAAAUAUCUAGAUCGCCUUUACGCCGUAGAUCACCUUCUCCAGUACGGCAUAGAUUGCGAUCUCCAUAUCGGCGCAGAUCACCUUCACCUUUUCGUCGUAGGUCCCCUUCUCCUGUACGGCGACGGAGAUCACCUUCGCCCCUUCGGCGCCGUAGAUCUCCUCCUACCACUAGACGCCGUAGAUCUCCUUCGCCUCUUCGACGACGGAGAUCACCUUCGCCUUUUCGACGGCGGAGAUCACCUUCGCCCCUUGAACACAGAUCACCAUCACCUGUGCGGCGUAGGUCUCCCUUGCCUGUACGACGUAAGUCUCUCUCUCCCACUUCUCCUGUGCGGCGCAGAUCUCCCUCUCUUGCUUCUCCGGUGCAGCGCAGAUCCCCCUCUCCUGCUUCUCCGGUGCGGCGCAGAUCACCCUCUCCUGCUUCUCCAGUGCGGCGCAGAUCAUCCCCUCCUUUGCGACGUAGAUCACCGCCUCGUAGAUCACCUCCUCGUAGAUCGCCCCCUCGUAGAUCACCCUCUCCUUUAUGCCGGAGGUAUCCAAGAUCACCAUCAACUCCUCUCCAUCGAUCCCCAUCUCCAAGACACAGGUCUUCGUAUCCCACCCGCAUGAGAUCACCAGUUCCUUCUUCUAGGAGGCCUCCUUCACCUCAUGGAUCGAGUUCGCCUUCUCCUGUCCACCAUAAGAGCCCUUCACCUGGAAGGAAAUAUAUGAAGGAACGUCGCUCACCUGUGCAAUCUCUUGAAGAAAGACCUAGCAUGAGGGAAAAGGUGCUGCGCAGACCCUCUAGUUCCUUAAGGUCACCGAAAAGAGAUGCAAGAGAUAAGAAGGAUUUGCAUGAUAAAUUGUCAUCCUUAUCGCCUUCACCAGAGGGAUCUAAUGUUCAGUCAGAAUUUCCACCACGUGCAAGAGUGAGGAAUUCUAGUGAGGACAAAAGGUCUGUUAGUCCAUAUGAGAGUCCUCUGAAGCAACAAAGAGGGAGAAGAAAUAGGUCUGUUAGUCCAUAUGAGAGUCCUCUGAAGCAACAAAGAGGGAGAAGAAAUAGGUCUUCUGAUUCGUCUAGGAGCCCCAUGAGGCAAAGAAGGGGCCAGAUUGCACAUGAUAACAGCUUAAACCAUGGACAGAAGCUAAGAGAACAGAAGCUUACUAGGGAAACUCCAGAAUCUGGUCAAGAGGAUGAAGAAACUGAACAUGCUCGGGACUACAAAUCCAGAUCUUUACAGAAGCAAUCUGUGCAUUCAUCUACCUUGGAUAAGCAGAAAGAUUCUCAUGUCAGGCCCCAUUCCAAGGAUAACAACACUUCUGAAAGAGUGCGAGGUCGUGAGACUACUGAAUCUCGUAGUCAUAUAGAUAACGUUGAAUUACGGACUGGAGACGAGAAACCAAAAAGUGAGAAGAGUUCUGGAAAGGGGGCUUUCUCUGGCAUUAUUGAGGGGCAUAAGUCUCCAGUAUCACUGCUGGAGAAACAAGAAAUUUCUCGUGGCGGAGAAGGUCAAAGAUCUGGUGAGAAGAACCGUUCACAUCCAAACAAUGUCAAGGAUGACAGAUCUUAUAGACCAGAAACUAAGCACGCAAUGAUGGUUGAAAAACUUGACCAAGGUAAUGGUGGUGGUGCAUUUGAUUCGGGGUCUGAGGAAAAUGGCAAGCGCAGAGCCGACAAUAAGGAAAGAGGAAAGCAUAAAAGAUCUCAUAGGGAAGAAGUGACUUCGGAUGGUGAUUACAGUUGUGAUUCUGAAAUUGAAGAUAAGAAAGAAGCUAAGAGGAGAAAGAAGGGAGAUAAGAAACUGCGGAAGGAGGAAAAACGCCGACGGCGCGAGGAACGGCGUCGCAGAAAGGAAGAAAGGCGUGCAGAGAAGCUGAAAUUGAAGGAUCAUAGGGAGGAAGAUUCUUCUGAGGAUGACCAUGCAGGGAGGAGAGACUCCCAUCCAAGUGAUGAAGAUACUCUGACAGAGCAGAAGAAGCUUGAAAUUGAGUUGAGGAAGAAAGCGAUUGAGUCACUUAAAGCCAAAAAGGGCAUUAAUCACUAAAUUGUUGUGUUUUACAUUAUCAUUCUAUUUCUGUUAAGUUGUUCUUUAUUUGCUAGGAACUUUUCUAUUGAGUUUGGCCACAAUUUAAUGUACUGUCUUUACUGCUGGCAGCUGAAAUGGAUAAAUGAGGAUUUCCUGAGCUGUUCUCAUGAGUGCAACUUUAUGCAGAUGUUGCUGCUAGAUUUACUGAUGAAAAUAUUGUCAGCUAGAUGGCUUGCUUGAGCAGAGACUACAGCGCUUGAAUAAGCUUGAGAGUUAUUCGUGGGUCUAUGGUGUAGGGAAUUUGUUAUAAAUGUGUACAAAUGAAACUCAUUAGCAUUUUAUCAGCAUAUGCUCAUUGUAGCAUUUUCAUGUGUCUAGGUGCUGAAUCUUUUGUUAGUAUUGAUUGCAACUUUAGAAUGGUGUUUUUGUUAAAUACUUGAAUUCCCUUUGUUCAAUGAGCAGAUAGUUUUAGUUUUCA
Messenger RNA from Mercurialis annua (annual mercury), 3454 nucleotides. RefSeq lists its product as uncharacterized. NCBI's taxonomy places the organism in Eukaryota, Viridiplantae, Streptophyta, Magnoliopsida, Malpighiales, Euphorbiaceae. Gene Ontology annotation, molecular function: RNA binding. The coding region runs from base 133 to 2994 and encodes 953 amino acids. Gene Ontology annotation, cellular component: spliceosomal complex. Gene Ontology annotation, biological process: mRNA processing; regulation of mRNA splicing, via spliceosome. The record is from RefSeq and is a predicted model, not a curated record. The transcript is spliced from 16 exons.